AUGGAAGAUAAUAAUGGGAUGGUUGUGCCUAUGGAAAUGGAGACUAAUGGGAUGGUUGUACAUGCGGAAGUGGAAAGUCAACCUAUUCAAGUUAUUCCUCCAUCACAAGAAAAUGUCUCUACUUCAGCUUUCUAUCCUCAAGUAAGUAAUGAGCUUAAACCCUUCAAAGGUGGUACUCCUAAAAUGAUUAUUACUGAUCAAGAUCCAGCCAUGGAAAAAGCUAUUUCUGAAGUCCUCCCAGACACAUUUCAUAGAUAUUGUAGCUGGCAUAUCUUGAGAAAGUUUUUUGAGAAGCUUGAUGCCAUCAAAUACAGAGAUCACUAUGAUGACUUUAGAAAUUGCAUUUACUCAUCUGAGAAUGGAGAGGAUUUUGACUUCAAAUGUAGAUCAAUUCUUGCAAAAAGUGAAUUGAGUGGACAUAAUUGGCUGCAAUCAAUUUAUGAAAUUCGAUUUAGAUGGUUUAAUCGGAGUCUUUUACACAAACGGCAUGAGGAGUUGAUUUCAGAUCAUAGUGACAUCAAUGAGAAGCCUAAAUUUAAGUGCCCCAUUAAGAUGGAAAAGCAAAUGGCUGAUAUUUAUACACGGAAGUACUAUUACAUGUUUCAAGAUCAGUUGUGGGAGAGCUAUAAUUACAAUUUAGAGGUUACAACAGAGGGCAAAUCUAAUUGCAUACUUAAGGUCAUGCGUGAGGAUCAUGAGGAUGGAAGAGCUCAGGUCAUUAUGUAUGACAAAUCAAAAGAUUUUGCCCCAUGUAGCUGCAAAUUAUUUGAGAGUGCAGGAGUCCCAUGUAGACAUGUUUUGGCAUUCUUGCACAAAGUACGUCAACUUCAUAAAUUGCCAGAUCAAUACAUUUUGAAAAGAUGGACAAAAUCUUCAAGAUCUGAGGUUGUGAUGGACAAGAGUGACACGGUGGUAACUGUUAGGAAGACCUUACUUGAAAAACGUGGUCUAUUGUUCCAGCAAUAUUCACAUGUAAUUGACAGUGUUGUCUUAAGCGAAGAAGCAAGUCAAUUGUUUCAUGAAACAAUGGAUUCUUGGAUUGAGAAGAUUAGGCCACUACUUGCCAAUUUUAGCAGUGAAGAUGUGAAGCCUUGUGCAAAAAAAAGUUCAACUCAUCAAACUAUUUUUCGUGAACCAGAUGAAAUUAAGACAAAAGGAAUGGCAAAAUGA
Messenger RNA from Rosa chinensis, 1170 nucleotides. RefSeq names its product protein FAR1-RELATED SEQUENCE 5-like. Gene Ontology annotation, biological process: regulation of DNA-templated transcription. The coding region runs from base 1 to 1170 and encodes 389 amino acids. Gene Ontology annotation, molecular function: zinc ion binding. NCBI's taxonomy places the organism in Eukaryota, Viridiplantae, Streptophyta, Magnoliopsida, Rosales, Rosaceae. The record is from RefSeq and is a predicted model, not a curated record. The transcript is spliced from 3 exons.